AUGCCAGUUCAGUCGAAACAUUCAAAAAAUUUUGUGGCUGCUCAAGCACGAAUGAAUUUUAUCGAUGAUCUCCCGAAGAAGCAGGCUCAUCCUGGAAUUUACUACCGUCACCACCCUCAUGAAUGUGACCUUAUGCUCCGAUGGAGACCCAUCCAUCUUCAUCGAGAUGACCCAUAUGAAGGCAAGAAUGUCGCACGCAUCAUGAACAAGGAUAACAUUCGUCAACUGCUCAUCCCUAGUAAGGAUUUGUCAGUAUAUCCAGCAUUUUGGUCGAAGGCAGACUAUGACCGAAUGCAGGAUAAAGCCAAAUUGAAAACUCUCGAAGAUCGGUUAGCUCACUUUAAGGCGAACGAAAUUGAGAAAAAAACCAUGCUUGAUGAAUCGGAUAAGCGUAAAAAACGAUUACAAAACAUAGACCGUGAACGCCAGCAGAAAGGGGUGAAAUUGAGCUCCCUCGCUCUCGACGCGGACGGAAAGUGUGAACACGAUCAGUAUGGUGCUAGGAGCCCAAGGAAAAUCAUCGACCGAGCGUUUCUUGCAAAACAGGAACAAGAAGAAGAAGUUAAGCGAGCUAAUCGUAUAAUUCUGGCCGCCAAAUGCCACAUCAUUAGAGACGCACAAAUUGCAGAAAAGCAAGAGAUCGAGCGAGAAUUGCGAACAGAGGAAUUGCGACUUGAAAAAAUGAUGCUACAGGAAAACGAGAAAGCACUAAAGGAAGAGGAAAAAAAAAGAAAAGUUAACAAGGUUCUCACUACUCAACAUUCAGAAGAAAUCCGCAAUCAACUCGUCGAACGCGAAAAGGCACGACUAAAGGAGGCAGAACGAAUAGAAGAAGAAGCUCGUGUCCUCAAACAAGCACAAAUGGCAAUCGUGGAGGAAGAAAAACGCAAAGAGAAAGAGCGAUAUGAUCGCAUCAAUGAGGUUCGUGAUGGAUUAAAGAAGGCAUAUGAGCUAUCUGCAUACUACAAGCAAGUUGAAUUCGAAGAGCAACGCAUCGCCGAACUCAAGAUUCAAGAGUACAUGAGACAAAGAGCGGAACGGCAAAAAAAGCUCGAGUUUGAACGCAAGAUUACUGCCGAAGUGCGCGAAAAAGAACACGAUCGUAUGCUUAAAAUUCAACAAAAACUGCUUGAUACCAAAUCAGAGAAAAACGAUAUGGAUCUACGUCGGGGUCAGGAGCACAUUGAACGCGAAUUUAGACGCCGUGAGAAGGAAACGGCUAUUAAAAAGAAAGAACUCGAGCAACAGCUGGCCGUUGCUCGAGCCGCUCAACUUGAAGCCGUAAAAACUGAACGAGCUAUGCAGCUAGCACGCGAUGAGCUUGAACAUCAAAAGACGGUACACAAACUCAAAGAAGACGAAGUCAAAGAGAUGGAGCAGAAGCGAAAACAGCUAAAACUACGUGAAAAAUAUCGUGAAGAAAUCAUCCAACAAAUGAAUCUUAAGGAGCAAGAACGUCGCGAGAAAGAGCGCAUUGCUCGGCUAGAGCAACAGAAUUUGAAAGAAGAAGCAAAGAAACGAGACAAAAAUAUCAAAAUCAUCAUCGCCAACAAAAUAAAACUAAUGAAAGAAAGCCAUGUUCCGGAGAGAUUUAUAAAAGAUGUCGAACGUCAGUUGAAUCUAGGAAAGUAACUCAUUUUUUUCCCGUGAAAUUAAUCUAUUUGACACAUUUCAAACCCGCUCGGUCAACCAUGUUCUUUAAA
This is a messenger RNA of Anopheles nili, 1703 nucleotides long. RefSeq names its product cilia- and flagella-associated protein 45. The record is from RefSeq and is a predicted model, not a curated record. The transcript is spliced from 4 exons. NCBI's taxonomy places the organism in Eukaryota, Metazoa, Arthropoda, Insecta, Diptera, Culicidae. The coding region runs from base 1 to 1632 and encodes 543 amino acids.